Messenger RNA from Chlorella variabilis, 483 nucleotides. RefSeq lists its product as hypothetical. The annotation marks the transcript as partial. Gene Ontology annotation, cellular component: cytoplasm; membrane. The transcript is spliced from 3 exons. The record is from RefSeq and is a predicted model, not a curated record. Lineage: Eukaryota; Viridiplantae; Chlorophyta; Trebouxiophyceae; Chlorellales; Chlorellaceae.
CAGGCCCUUAUAGCAGCUUUGCUAGCAGCAACCGCGGACGCCGUUGCACAGCGGCUGCUGGGUGCACGGCGGCUGGCGUUGCGGCGGUGCGCCCUCAUGAGCCUAUACGGGAUGUUGUGGUAUGGGCCCAGCAACCACAUCUGGCAGCGCCUGCUGGUCCGCAUCUUCCGCAGCUUCCAGCCAGGCCUGCUGCAGCACGUUCAAGUGGUGGCGCAGCGGGUGGCGCUGGACCAGCUGACCUACGCUCCUGUCAACAACACCCUGAUGAUCACUUAUGUGGCGCUGGUGGCAGACCGGCUGGGCUGGGCGGCAGCGCGAGCCAAAGUGCGAGCCGAGCUGCCCGCGGUGCAGCUGCGCGGCUGGCGCUUCUGGCCAUGCAUACAGGCGGUCAACCAGUUCCUGGUGCCGCUGCGGUUCCGGGUGCUGUGCAACAGCGCGGCGGCGGUGUGCUGGACGGCCUUUGUCAUCACGCGAGCCCGCUCG